CACUAGGGUUUUUAUUUGCGAAACUGAUGACACACACUUCUCUCCCGCUGUUUCUUGGCGGCGUUUCUCAGACCAUCGAGUAGUUCCCAUCGAAACCAUUAAUCUUUCGCCAUGAGUAAGCUACAAAGCGAUGCUGUAAGGGAAGCCAUCUCCCAGAUUGUUGCAGAGGUGAAGGAAAAGAAGCGUAACUUUGUUGAGACCAUUGAGCUCCAAAUUGGUUUGAAGAAUUAUGAUCCGCAGAAAGAUAAGCGUUUUAGUGGUUCUGUGAGGUUGCCGCACAUCCCUCGUCCUAAGAUGAAGGUCUGCAUGCUUGGUGAUGCUCAACACGUAGAAGAGGCAGAGAAGAUAGGAUUGGACUACAUGGAUGUCGAAGGACUAAAGAAGCUUAACAAGAACAAGAAACUGGUCAAGAAGCUUGCCAAAAAGUACCAUGCCUUCCUAGCAUCUGAAGCUGUUAUCAAGCAGAUCCCUCGUCUCUUGGGCCCUGGUUUGAACAAAGCAGGAAAGUUUCCAACGUUGGUGACUCAUCAGGAAUCCCUUGAGUCAAAAGUUAAUGAAACAAAAGCAACUGUGAAGUUUCAACUCAAGAAGGUUCUGUGUAUGGGUGUUGCUGUCGGCAACUGCGGUAUGGAGGACAAACAGAUCUUCCAGAAUGUUCAGAUGAGUGUAAACUUUCUUGUGUCGUUGCUGAAGAAGAAUUGGCAAAAUGUGAGGUGCUUGUACCUGAAGAGUACCAUGGGAAGGCCAGUCCGCAUCUUUUAAGUGGUUAUAUACUUGUGGAAGCUGCAUAGUGAGUGUAGGCGCAGCCAAGACUUUACAGUUUUCUGGGUUUCUCAGAUAGUCUUUUUGUUUUUCAGUUUUCUGGGAUAUCUUUGUUGUCUGAAAGUGGUCAAUUCUGUGACUUCAAUUCUAGUUGUGCUUCUUUUGGUGGUUGAGAAAGAUGGAAGUAUCACCGCGCUUGGUUUUA
Rhododendron vialii is the source of this 967-nucleotide messenger RNA. Its product is annotated as large ribosomal subunit protein uL1. Gene Ontology annotation, molecular function: structural constituent of ribosome; RNA binding. NCBI's taxonomy places the organism in Eukaryota, Viridiplantae, Streptophyta, Magnoliopsida, Ericales, Ericaceae. Gene Ontology annotation, biological process: translation. The record is from RefSeq and is a predicted model, not a curated record. Gene Ontology annotation, cellular component: large ribosomal subunit. The coding region runs from base 112 to 762 and encodes 216 amino acids. The transcript has 6 exons.